GAACCCCAAUUCAUACCCUGUCCCUGUCAUCAAGGGCGAGUCUCUCUUGACUGAUUGUUAUACUUCUCAAGAGUUGCUUGCAAAGUUACACUUUAGCAUGGCGGCCCUACAAAGACAGAUGGUAAUAGCGACAGAGGAUGGAGUCGCUGUCAUUGAUAAACAGCUCAUAGUGGACCCAGAGUCCGGGCUGAUCCUUGAGGUGGAGAAGGCCAAGAUGGCAGUGGACACAGGAGACGGGAUUGUGGUCCGUGAGCAGCAGAGGAUCAAAGGAGUCCGAGUCCCUCCAGCUGCAGUUGGUGGUGGAGGUGGCCACGACUACAAUCAAAGGGCUAUUGGUCCAGGAAACAGAAACUCUACCUCAAAUCGUACGCCAAUAGCACGUGAUAGUUCUGAUGUUCCACCAGCCUACAGCUCCUUGUUCCCUGGGAUAAAGGAUGUUAAGAAUCAAGUAGGGAGGGCUCGUCAGCAGAAUGAAGGAAGAUCUGAAAAUGUUGCUGUACCAAUGACUCUCUGUGACAUCAUCUGCAAAUCAUUUCUCCCUUGCUGUGUCUACCUUCUCUUGUUUGCCUUUAACAUUUCAAUGAUUGUCAUUGGAUCAGUCUAUGCUAAUGAUUGCUCUCUCAAUCCUCUUAUUCCAAUAUUCCUCAUUGUCUUUGGCUCCUUCAGUGUAAUACAAACAUGCUGUGGAAUGUCUAAGAUGAUCUGCUGUCGUGAGAGUGAAGAUGAAAGUGAUACUAAUAGGCUCUGCAGGAAGACCAACUUCUGUUUCCAAGGCCUUAUUGUCAUAUUCCUCUUUGCUUGGUUCAUUGCUGGUAAUGUCUUUGUCUUUGGUUCCUGGGGUGACUGGGAUGAUAGUGAUAAGUAUGGAGAUUACUACUGCAAUCCUGUACUGAUGUAUUUCUCCCUCAUCACCAUUAUUGUAAUGUAUGGUAUAAGUGCUCUUGUUUGCUGUUGCUGCCUUUGCUGCCUCUGCUGUUUAGUAUUGAUGGCUGGAGCUUCAGAUGAAUAAUAACACUGAUAAUAGUUGAUGUGAUUAUUAAUCUAUAGUAAGUACAUGUAAUUUGAUGAUUAUGAUCCUUCUAUUGUGGGAUCCUACUAGUAGUAGCAGUAGUGGAGUAUUCACUUUUGUAUGGCAUCAUUAAUUGACUGAUUUUGUAUGAUGUAAACUGUGCUCAUGUGUUUUCCUCUUGUGUUUAAGACCUUUUUCAAUUGAUUAAGUUAGCAAUAUUUAAGUUUGAA
Molecule: messenger RNA, 1239 nt
Organism: Amphimedon queenslandica
Lineage: Eukaryota; Metazoa; Porifera; Demospongiae; Haplosclerida; Niphatidae
Exons: 5
Coding region: 98-1009 (303 amino acids)
Source: RefSeq, a predicted model, not a curated record